AUUGAAGAGCGCGCCGCGUUGUGCAUUGAAUUGCUUCUUUUGUUACCUUUGUAAUUUCUAAUUUCUCCACAGCCCUCAAAUUCUAGCAUUUUUUAGUUUUGUAUUAAGAGUAUUUGCUAAAUAGUUAAUCUCGUGAACAGAAUCUAAUAUCUACAAACAUGUCUGGAUAUCCAUACGGCGGCAACCCACCCCAAUACCCUCCACCGCAGGGUCAGAUCUACCCUCAAAUUUACAACCCGGCAAACGCGCCGCCGCCCGCACAGAAUCAGUACCAGCCAGGUUACGCAGGAUAUCCAAAUCAGCCUGCCACAGCGCCCCACCCAGCAGCGAUGACUUAUCCCGGAGGACCAGCACCACCUUCCUAUGGAUAUCCGGGAUUCGGACCGCUCGUGGAAUGGAUCCCAAGCACGCCGGCCGAAGCGUAUAGACUGGGUGACCGCGCCGUAGUGGCGGGCUAUGAGGGCUACGACCAGAGCCCGCUGUGGGUGAUCCGCAGCCGGUACGAGGGCGAUCUGAUACCCGGCAAGCUCGCCGUCAAGCACCAGGCGGCCUACGUGCCGUGGGGUGGACGUGAGAACCAGGUCCAUACUAUUGAGGUUUGCUGCGCCCGUCCGGACCGGGUCCGUUGGGUAGAGAACCGCGACGGAGUGGUGCCGCCCAACGCUAUCGUGGGCGGAAACACUGCCGCGGGUGAGCCGCUCUACAUCGGCAGAGCACGGGAGCAAGGCUCGCUUACUCCGGGCAAGGUACAUCCGAGCCACGGCGCUAUGUACGUCUCUUUUGCGGGCAAGGAGAUCGCACACAAGCACUACGAAAUCCUCGUCAGCAUUUAACUCCACACGUGUCUUACGCUCUACACGCCAAAGCCGCCGGCUUUAUACAGCAUCGUCAACCGAUAGAUGUCCACUACUGGACAUAGGUGUCUUGCGCCGCCUGAAUCCAGCGGCUCCCUGCAACUUGUUUGAUGUUGUCUAUCCAUCUAGUAGGGGUUUGGCAAAGCCGCGCUUGCCGCUGCGAGGUCGCCAUUUCGAGAUGUA
Messenger RNA from Maniola jurtina (meadow brown), 1037 nucleotides. RefSeq names its product annexin A7-like. Bases 159 to 833 code for a protein of 224 amino acids. The record is from RefSeq and is a predicted model, not a curated record. Lineage: Eukaryota; Metazoa; Arthropoda; Insecta; Lepidoptera; Nymphalidae. The transcript has 5 exons.